GUACCUCUGGAAUAUUGCCAUUCAUUUUUAGAUAAUGUUAGAAUCAAUAUUAGCACCAUCCAUAGAUUAAACAUGGAUGAUUUAUAUGGCUGAAUUAUUAUUAUUAUUAUUAUUAUUAUAUAUUUGUUUUAAUUAGCAUUAUUUUAGGAGGACUAAAAGGCAGUGAGGAGGUCAGCAAUGAGUGCGUCUGCAGGGACUGGCGUGUUCGUGCUCUCCUUGAUGUCCAUUCCCAUCUGCUACUUGUUUAACUCCCUUGUCUCCAACAACAGUGCUGACGCCUUCUUCUUAGCCGGAUGUGCAACAUUCGUCUUUCUGGUCAUUUCUGCCCGUUUUAUACGCAAGAGAAAAGCUCCAUUACACUCUCUUUUCUAUGUGUAUGCAAUUCAUGCAUUCUUCAGUGUGGUGAACUUAAUCAUCGGACUGGAGCAGGACAACAUCAUUGAUGGAUUUGUGACCUUUUACCUUAAAGAGGCAGACCCACACAUUAAUACAGCACACGGGCACAUGAUGUCCUAUUGGGAUGGCUGUGUGCAUUAUCUCAUGUAUCUGCUCAUGAUCGCUGCAAUCACUUGGGGGGACAACUUCAGAGCGAUUGGACUCUACUGGGUAGGGUCUUUUGUCAUGCGUUCCAUUAUCUACCUUCUUGGGAAUGCUGUCGGAAAAUAUGAUACAGAAAUUGGUCCUCUCUUCUUCCUUCACUUGCUGUACAUCGCAGUGUCUGUCUGGGCUUGCUUUCGCGUCUUCAGCCAUCCUUCCCCACGGACUGUUGAUUUGACGAAUAUCCAGGAAGCUCAGAGAGUGACGUUGUGCCACAGACCUUUGGACUUGUGUUUUAUUAUCUACCUCAUCCCAGCUCUGACUUUCUGUGUCUUCAGAGGUCUGGUUGCCCUGGACUGUUCCAAUACCCUUUGUCAGCACUACACGCAACAUUAUGAGCCGUAUGUGAAAGACCCCUCGGCCUACCCUAAAAUACAUAUGCUGGUAAGCAUGCUGUACUCGGGCCCGUACUACAUCAUGACUCUCUACGGCUUGUUGGUUCCAGGAUGUGAGUGGAUGCUGGACCUGACUCUUGUACAUUCAGGUGCAGUAGCACAAGCCCAGUUCUCUCAUAUUGGCGCCUCUCUUCACACACGGACGCCGUUCUCUUACAGAGUGCCAGCCGACAGCCAACCUGUCUUCUUGCUGGUUAAUAUCCUGUAUGCUGUGGUGCCUCAGGCUCUGUGCUACCGCUGCACGACGAGGCCUGCCUUCUUUCUCAGGGGCACGUCAGACAAGAAAAGUGCAUGAGUAUUGUAUAAAUAUACAGCUGGUUUCAAAGCUGCAUUAUCACAUUUUUUUUCAAAGUAGAUGAUGGCUUAGUGUGCAGUACAGUCUAGAUAUAUACAGUACAGUUUCUCACGGAAGCGAGAACACCUCGCACAUUUUUUGGGUAAAUAUUUUAUUAUAAUGUUUUAUGGGACAACACUGAGGAAAUGACACUUUUCCACGAUAAAAAGUAGUCAGUGUUCACUGUUCAGCUUUUAUACGAGUGUAGAUUUACUGUACCCUCAACAUAAAUCAACCCACUAUCAUUAAUAUCUUAAUUGAUGGCAACAAAGGUGAGUAUACCCCAAGUGGAAAUGUACAAAUUGGGCCCAAUUUGGCCUUUUCCUCCACAGUAUCAUGUAACUAGUUAGUGUUACAAUGUCUCAGGUGUGAACAGGUGUGUUUAAUUUUAUGUUAUCGCUCUCACGCGGUCUCGUAGUGGUCACUGGAAGUUCAAUAUGGCCCCUCAAGGAAAAUAUCUCACUGGGGAUCUGAAAAAAAAGAAUUGUGACUAAUUGGGCCCAAUUUGGACAUUUUCACUUAGGGGUGUACGCACUUUUGUUACCAUCAGUUUAGACAUUAAUGGCUGUGUGGUGCGUUAUUGGUGCGGAAAGUAAAUACACUGUGAUAAAAGCUGUUCAUUGAUUACAUAACAUUGUAGAAAAUUGUCAGUUCUUCAGUGUUGUCCCAUGAAAAGACAAAAUAUUUACAAAUAUGAGAGAGGUGUACACUCAAUUUUGAGAGAUACAACAUAUGUUUUAUUAAUUCUGUGAGAGGAGAACAGGAUAUUGACUGUUUUUUUUUUUUUGUAUUUAAUAGUUUUGAAACCUUUUUUUUUUUUUUUUUACUCAGAAGAAUUCAAGAAAUUAGCUGGAGCGUGCUUGUUUUUUGUGUCCAAUACUUUAUUGAUGAUAAAACUGGCUGGUGUUUGAUUUAUUGUUUGAAGCACCUUUUACAAUAUAAAGUGUACAGCCCUUGACACAUUUAUGAGACCACCACCCAAUGUCAGGUUGAUGCCGCAUCUGCCGUAAAUUAACAGCAGUGGGAGUUAUACAAUUAUUUUUUUAUGCAAAAAUAACAUUAUUGCUUUAAAAUGUUUUGAAAAAAAAAGUUAUUUACUUGCCCAAACAGAAAAAAAAACUAAUUUUAGCAGUUGAUUCCUAUGCUUAAUUAAUUCCUAGCUUCUCAGAGAGGCAGUGAGCUGGCUCAAAUGUGGCUAUAAGAAAGUGAAUUCAGUCGAAAUUGAAAGAAUCUGCUUAGUUUUCUCAUUUUUAUGACAAGCGGUCUCAUAAAUCAUAAAUUAACACCACCCUCGGUAUUUCAUAGUUGGGAUGGCGUUCUCAGGCUUACAAGCUUUCCUCUUUUCUCUCCAAAUGUAACGAUGUUCAUUAUGAUCCAUCAGCUAAAUUUGUGUUUCGUCAGACCACAGGAGGUCUCCCAAAAUUAAGGUCUUUGUCCCUGUGUGCGUUUUUUUAAUCUGUCUUUUUCUUUUUUCCACGUUUCUUUUGGAGUAAUGGCUUCUUCCUGGCACAGUGGCCUUUGAGCCCAUGUUGAUACAGUACUUGUUUCACAAUGGAUAAUAAAACACUCUUCCGAGCUUUAGCCAGCAUCUUGACAAGGUGCUUUGCUUUUGUUCUUAGGUUGAUAUGCCCAUUUCGGACCAAAACAUAUUCAUCUCUGGGACUCAGAACCCGUCUCCUUCCUGUGUGGUUUAAUGGCUGGACAUUCCCAUGGUGUUUAUACUUGCGUAUAAUUGUUUGAACAGAUGAAUGUCGCACAUUCAGGCAUCUGGGAAUUGCACCCAAGGAUGAACCAGACUUGUCCAAGUCCACAAUUCUCUUCCUAAUAUCUUGGCUGAUUUUUUUUUUUUUUUGCUUUCUCAUGAUGUUACACAAAGAAGUAAUGUGUUGCAGCUGUGCCUAAUUGAAAUAUAUCCACAGGUGUGUCUUUAAGUAAGUCAUAUGUUGUCAAUAAA
This is a messenger RNA of Phyllopteryx taeniolatus (common seadragon), 3280 nucleotides long. Its product is annotated as transmembrane 6 superfamily member 1-like. Lineage: Eukaryota; Metazoa; Chordata; Actinopteri; Syngnathiformes; Syngnathidae. The coding region runs from base 178 to 1287 and encodes 369 amino acids. Gene Ontology annotation, cellular component: lysosomal membrane. The transcript has 10 exons. The record is from RefSeq and is a predicted model, not a curated record.